CCUGAAUCCAGCAAUGCUUUUUUUACUUGGAGACACAGAGCCAAAAGUAUCGACACCAAGAGAAAAGUUUUGAAAGCAAUUGAAAAUCGUCGGCAGAAAUUUCGUUUAAAAGAAUGCAUCAUUUCCGUGUGAUGUAGAUAUUCAGUUGAUAGAUACAACAAAGUUAACGGAGUAAAGAAUGGCGGAAAAAGAAAUAGAAGAAUUGCAAGGAGCUUUCGGCAAAUAUAGAAAAAUUAGUCUAAGCAAUAUACAACCGAAAGCUAAAGAAACGAGCAAAGAAAAGAAAUCAACGACAGUCAAGCUGAGAAAAGAACAAAAUUCGCUCACGACAUCAAAGCAAGACACGAACCACCGUAGCGCACCCCAACUGUUGAAACUGUUUAACGAAAAAUCAAUUGGCGGAGAAAACACGCACCGUAGCCCGGGCAGACGACAGAGACCAAAAUCUUUAUUUUUUGGUAAUCAAGGAACUUCUAUCAUGCGUCGACCAAGACCUGCAAGUAUCCCAUCAUACACGCUUGCUGAUGUCCUCGAUAAUAAAAAAUUGCGGAUGUCUUUUAAAAACUUCCUGGAGUCCGAAUUUAGCUCUGAAAACCUCGAAUUCUGGUGCUCUUGCGAGCAAUACCGAAAAGUGAAACGAACUGCACAGCGAGGCCAGGACGCGGAGACAAUUUACCAAACCUUUGUGUCUCCUAUGUCAGAAAAUCAGGUGAACAUAGACCACGUCACAAGAAGACAGAUCACACUUGCUCUCACCAGUGGUGACCCACUUCCAUGUAAUGUGUUCGACAACGCUCAAAGAUAUAUUUACUCCAUCAUGGAAAACGACUCGUUUCCCCGCUUCAUACUUUCAAGCUAUUUUAAAGAAGCAUCGAAAAAGAAAAGCUCGCUGGAACUGUUGUUCGGGAAUUUGUUACCAAACAAAACCCCUAGCCCUCGUACCUCAUCGAAGAACUCUGAAAAUGACAACUCGAACAAUGGCUACGUCUUGCGAUUGCAAAACCCUACCAAAUAUACGUGAUUCGACCUGAACAGUUGUUGUCGACCUUGACACAUACUCAAGCGGCGGAUUUGACGCGCGACUCCAUCCAAGAGUUAUGGCGGCCUUGGUGCAGAGAAGCUCACCACUGGCCGAAUCAAAACAAACAUUCCGUUUGUUCGCUGGAGCACAUUCGAUAAAAACUUUGCACAACACUCGCAAUUGUGCACAUCCAACUUCAUAGAAGACACUCGUGCUUUACUUACAAUCCAACACAGUUCCAGCUUUAGCAUUCGCAUUUUUAUAUACACUUUCCGACGAACCCAACGUCCAGUGCUACAUCCUUCUUUUCCAUUUCGAUUUUUGCUUAUUUUAAGAAACAGCGUCAACGUUGAUUUUACUGUUACCUAUUUAAAACUGCACAAUCUUCAAAUACAUAGCACCACGAAAUGGUUGCACGA
This is a messenger RNA of Ciona intestinalis (vase tunicate), 1440 nucleotides long. Its product is annotated as regulator of G-protein signaling 2-like. The record is from RefSeq and is a predicted model, not a curated record. NCBI's taxonomy places the organism in Eukaryota, Metazoa, Chordata, Ascidiacea, Phlebobranchia, Cionidae.